This is a messenger RNA of Paramuricea clavata, 569 nucleotides long. Lineage: Eukaryota; Metazoa; Cnidaria; Anthozoa; Malacalcyonacea; Plexauridae. The record is from the annotation of a GenBank genome assembly.
AUGCCUUUGGUGAGGUACAUCAUAAACUUAUACGAACUAUCUUGACAGCUUAUCACAUUCCUGAAGAAAUUAUAUGCUUUGUUGAGAAUCUCUACUCUGAUUUCAGUAUCUCAAUUAUUACGAAAGGAUUCAUUACGAAACCAAUUCCAGUGCAACGAGGCGUGUUACAAGGUGAUUGUUUAUCACCCUUGUUAUUUAAUCUUUGUGUAAAUUCUUUGAUUCACACAAUAAACGACGCGAAAUUAAAAUGUCUUGGCUAUGUAAAUAACGCAACGAUGUACCCUAGGCACUGGUUCCAAUUUGCGGAUGACACAGCAAUAUUAAGUGCACAUGAAGAGGACAAUCAAUUGCUUUGUAAUGUAUUUAAUAAAUGGUCAACGUGGGCGGAUUUGCAUAUUCGUGUUGAGAAAUGCCAUACUUUUGGAAUCAAGAAGCAAUCCUCAAAAGCAAUUCAAUACCAACCAGUUAUUAUCAUCUCGGGCAAGCGUGUACCGCCGAUUGAAUGCGAACAGGGGUUUAACUAUCUUGGAAAGCAAUUUAACUUUAAUAUGGAAUGCGAUCAGAUCAAA